AUGUUGUGCCGGGAGCGGCCCGCGAGGCCUUGGCGCUCCGAACUUGCAUGCUGUAUGAUGUACCGCGGAGACGUAGUGCCCAAAGAUGUGAACGCUGCGGUAGCUACUAUAAAGACCAAGCGCACCAUUCAAUUCGGCGGCGAUUGGUGCCCCACGGGCUUCAAGUGCGGCAUCAACUAUCAGCCUCCCGCAGUGGACCCUGGUGGCGACCUGGCCAAAGUCAUGCGCGCCUGCUGCAUGAUCAGCAACUCCACCGCCAUCGCAGAGGUCUUCUCGCGCAUCGACCACAAGUUCGACCUCAUGUGCUCGAAGCGCGCGUUCGUGCACUGGUAUGUGGGCGACGGCAUGGAGGAGGGCGAGUUAUCCGAGACUCGCGAGGACCUGGCGGCGCUGGAGAAGGACUACGAGGAGGUGGGCAUCGAGACCGCAGAGGGCGAGGGCGAGGAAGAGGGCUACGGCGACGAGUUCUGA
Messenger RNA from Prorocentrum cordatum, 471 nucleotides. Lineage: Eukaryota; Dinophyceae; Prorocentrales; Prorocentraceae. The record is from the annotation of a GenBank genome assembly.